UGUUGUUUGGAAUAUCGUGAGUCGUAAAUAAAAAUGCAUUCAAUGGACUGGUAUUUCAUACUAUAAGUGUACUUCAUGUGUGUUAAAACAAUACUCUACCUGAACACCUUCAGUGAAUAGCGAUAACUGGAGUUAAGAAGUGGUUUACUUUUGGUAUUUUGUCAUAUGUUGCACGCCUGCCUUGGAGUCUUGAUGAGGACAAAAAAUAAUCAGUAAUUCCGAUGCUAAAUUGAUAAUGCUAAAUAGACCUAACCAGUCUUCCGGCACGUUAUUGCGCUUUCUCGUGACAAUGAGGUGGCUUAUGUGUGAUUAUGUUGUCUAAAGUAGUCAUUAUAGUCUUAAACUUCUCCAUAAUGGUUGUUAGAGCUGGUAGAGAAUAAUAUCAACAUGAGUCACAACCUGGCAGGUAUGCCGUCAUACAGGCUACCAGGCCCCGGGCUGGGGCCCCCAGAUUUUAAGCCGCCGAUGGAUACGCCCACUCCUCCAGCACCGGCACCCAGCAAUCCCAAAAAGAGGAGAAAAACAUCAAAUGCAAAUAAUGCUUUAACACCACAGCCACCCCCAACUGCCCAAGACUUACUGCCACCUCCGCUAACAGGAUAUGGAGAUACAAUCGUUGCUUCAAACCCGUUUGAUGAUUCACCCUCAACAAUAUCACAUAAUGGGCCAAUGAUGAGUCAGAAUGGCCCUAUGAUGAGUCAGAACGGUCCUAUGGGGAUGAUGGGUCCUAUGGGGCACAGUAUGGGUGGACCUCCAAUGAGGCACAUGAGCCCUUUACCUCACUCAAUGAGCCCAAUGAGUCAACAGAUGCCACCUAGAGGUGGUAUAAGCCCUAUGGGAAAUAUGAGUCCAAUGGGUCACAUGGGUGGCAUGUCACCUAUGGGUGGUCCAAAUAUGGGUAUGAGUAACCACAAUAUGGGUCCAGGCAUGGGCCCAACAUCAAGGUCAAUGGGUAGUCCAAUGAGUCCAAUGAACUCUAUGCCGAUGGGGUCACCAAUGUCAUCAGGCCCAAUGGGUAGUCCAAUGAAUAUGAGUUCAAUGGCAGGUAGUCACAUGAGUAAUAGCCCAAUGGGACCACCAAUGCACAGUCCUCUGGGUGCUGGAUCAAUGAAUGGACCAAUUAACGGACCAAUGGGUGGAGGUGGUCCUGGUAUGAACGUCCCUCGUAUGAAUGGACCAAUGGGGCCUAGUUGUUCAAAUGGAUCGAUGGGCCCAAAUAGUUCAAUAAUGUCACCAAGUCAAAUGCAAAGUGGAGGAAUGGGCCCUGGACAUUGUGGUGGGAUGAGACAUGGCAGUCCGAUGGGAUCAGGAAUGGGAAGUGGUCCAAUGGGUGGGAAUGGUCCCAUGACUUCCAUGGGACCUGGGCCUCCAUAUUCUGGAAAUCAUAUGGGGCAUGGUGGGCCUAUGGGUAUGGGUGGCAGCGGAUCUAUGGGGAUGGGCCCCGGGCCAGGUAAUAUGGGAAAUUGUGGCCCUCUGGCUGGGAUGAGUGGAAUGUCAAUGGGUGGUCCGGGGGGACAAGGAGUUGGCCCUAUGGGGCAAAGUAUGGGAAUGUUUGGGCCUAAGCCUAUGCCAGUGAGUGCGGGGAAGGUGUAUCCUCCUGACCAACCUAUGGUGUUCAAUCCCCAGAACCCCAAUGCCCCACCAAUAUAUCCAUGUGGAGUAUGUCACAAGGAAGUUCAUGAUAAUGAUCAAGCUAUUCUUUGUGAAUCUGGGUGCAACUUUUGGUUUCACAGGGGGUGCACUGGCCUAACGGAACCUGCGUUCCAGUUAUUGACCGCGGAAGUCUACGCUGAGUGGGUUUGUGACAAGUGCCUACAUUCUAAGAACAUACCGCUUGUAAAGUUCAAACCAUAGCGAUGCACCAUUCUAACCCCCCUUGUAUGAGUGGACAUCUACACCCAUCACAAGUAUUUAUUUCACUACAUCAUGGACUUAAUUAAAAUUAAUUUAUUUAAUUGAAUCGGUCAAUAUAAAGGUUGACACUAAUCUGCACCGCACCGCUCAAGCACUACAGCUUGCCAUUCGAAUGUGGGUUUUAAAUUGUUUACGUUAAGUGUAUAAUCCCUUUUUCAUUAGGUAAAUAAAAAUUAAAAUAAUUGGUAUUUUUACACACAAUAUGCAAAUAUAAGAGCAAAUUGGUUUCUGGCAUUUGUAGAUUUGCAAGCUCACAAACGUGUUCAUCAGUUGUCCAAUCACUAACGACUAAAAAAAGUCGGACCUAAUUAAGUUCGCCUAGACUUCUACAGCCAAUGGUCCCACCGGAGCGUCUGAAAAAAAACAUUUAUAUUGAAUUUACGACUUUAAUACUGAGGAUAUUAGGUACAUUCAACUUUUGACUUUAUGGUGUUUUAAAUCUAAAAAAAACUACAUAUGAAAAUGUGCUUUAAUAAUUGCGAUUUAAAGAUCAUAUUUGAAUGGAAAGCUGUGUUGUGCCUGAAAGCUGCUGCGUACGACUAAGGUGCCGUUUCGCUUGGUUACAAAACCUUACUAAAUCGUAAGUCUCAAAGUAGUGCUAUCAUUUUCUAAAUCCUCCCGGUAGAAGGGGUUGGCAAUACUUUUGGAGUUGCUAUUCAGUUUGGUAUUUGUACACAGCCAAAUUAGCACCAGUGAAAGCCCUAAGAAGGAUCUCAUGGUAAUUAAGAUGCGUGAUAUAUGAAUGCGUAAACUCGGAAACUAUAAGAAAUGCAAUUCGCGAGCGGUUAAAUAUUUUUUUUAAUUGCAGACAGUCAAUAACUAGUCUGUUUUAUAUUUAUUUUUAAUAUGAAAUUAGAUAUGUUUUAGUAAUGACAAAAGUCUAAGGGUACUUUUAAAUUAGCCUGUAUAUUCCCCGCGUCAGCAGCGCAUCACUGUUAUAUUAUAACUGAGUGCUGAUGCUGAUGUGCUAGAAACUUUGAAUCAUUUGUGUGGUACAUAAAAAAAAACUAUAAACAAGUUAGAAUAUCUCAAGCAACAACCGAUGGAUGUCCACUGCUGGUCUUUUACAGGGAUUUCCAUAUUUCACGGUAUUGUCUAUCUGCUCACUGCUAUGUUGGCUGUUAUUGAAACUCCAAACUAUGGUCAAUUUAGCUUUCAAUUUGUUGAGUUAUAUCGUAUUCAAGUUCUUCUCCGGAUUUCCUUAUUUCUGAGAGAAUCAGCACUCUCCAUUCCCCUCAUACUCUGAGCGUUUAUAUCAGGCCUUUCAAUUGAGAAUGUGACAGUUAGCGCUGCCGCAUAAGUCGCGUGGCAUAUGGCGGUUAAUUUGAAUGCACCUUAAGAAUAUGCGGUAUAUUCUGAUUAAGAGAUGAAAAAAUAUACAAUCUAAUUUUGUAUCACAUUAAUGUUUACAUUGUUUCAUAGAAGCAGUUAAGUGAGGGGUCACUCGUUGACUUCGUUACUAUAAUUACUGAUCUCUCGUGUAACUGGUUUUACAACAAAUCGAAUAUGUGAUACAUGUAGAACAUUAAAUGAUAUUGGUAAUAACAAUGUUUGUGACAUUAAAACGUGUAAAAAAUCUAUAAAUUUAAUUUUUAUUCUAGGUAAAAUAAAAGUUUGUUUGUGCAUAUGGCAUGCCCAUUAAAUCAACUUAAUAUAAUUUUUUUUAGGAGUUUUAACUUGAAAAUCAAUUGUGUUUUUUCUUAAUCCUAGUCUUACAUCUUGCAGACAUAUAGCCCUAAAGUGUGAGAGAAAUUAUGUUACAAUGGUGUGGCAAUUAAAAUCGGCAUAAUCUUAAAUGUCCUCGUCUUUUCAACCGAUUGUCCACUUCUAGACGAGUAUUUUGUGGGGAUUUCCCAUAAAAUUUAAUCGGUACCAAUUCUGAGGUAAAAGGCCAAUUAUUAGGUGAUACAAUUAAGUUUUUGGAGGGAAGAGUUAUAUCCUUUUCUCGUGUAGCGAGAAUUUAAUUCCUCACUUGACAUAAUUUCGAAUUCGACCAAAAUAUUCUCUUAAAAUUCGGCAAGCACUCGCAAUACAUUGUUAUAAGUUGAUAUUCUCACUUUAUGGUUUGUGGUGCAAAUGACUUGGAUUAGUAACUGUUAAAUGAGUUAAAACGAGUAUGGCGAAAUUCAUACGUUUUUAAAUGUCGUGAAUCCAGCUCAGCAGCUGUUUUAUUAAAAUAUUCUGGAACAAGCAAUAUAGCCUUGGCCGGUUACCUUGGCCCAUUGUGUGUCGCUUUAUUCAUUGUGCAUAUUGUAAAUAUAUUCUAGAAUAAUCUAUAAGUCUAAACUUCCGCCUUAAUAAUAAAUGUGAAUCGUAAGAAUAUUGUCGACAUAAUUUUCAUUAAUACUAAAUAUUAAGUAGGCCCUAUAAUCUCUCGAAUAUUUCGUCUUCGCGAACAGCAUCAAUACAAUCUCAAUUCGAUACGAAAUUUAAUAUGGGCCUAUAUUAAUACUACAGCAGGCUGGAGGCAAGAAUUAUAAUCCCCGUUUAAAUCCCCUGACAAGGGAUAAAAUUAACGUGUUCACCUGCCAUAGCGCGGCAACAGAGGAUAAGAGCAGUUUACCCCGUGCAGUGGGAGAAGAUACAUUUAUAUCCUUUCCCCGAGGAGAAAAUUGUCUUCUGCACAUGCUAGCCUGAUUAUCUGCACGGUACUAAUUCUUAGGUUCACAAAUCACUGAACGAUACUAAUUUGACAGUUGUUAAAAAAGUGCAACCUUUUUUAUAGAGAGAAUUGCUUGCACGAUUUUCUGAUUUGUCACUUUAGUUUAAUUUAAUAAUUUAAAUACAGUCAAAUUAGCACAAAAGAUGCAUCGGUUCUGUAGUAUAGUUUAAUCUAUAAUAAAUUCAACAAAAAAUAAACUCAUCCGGUAAAGUUUUUCCCUACUAAGAAUAACUAGCAAGACCCAAAAAAAAUCUACUAAAUAGGUUUUUUAUUCGGUUAUUAUUGACUGUUAAGUUGCGUACUGGUAAAAUAUAUUUUCAAUUUUGUCUAAAAUAUUAGAUUAUAAU
Molecule: messenger RNA, 4923 nt
Organism: Pararge aegeria (speckled wood butterfly)
Lineage: Eukaryota; Metazoa; Arthropoda; Insecta; Lepidoptera; Nymphalidae
Product: protein pygopus-like
Exons: 3
Coding region: 388-1854 (488 amino acids)
Source: RefSeq, a predicted model, not a curated record